AUGCAACAGGACGCUGCCGGUAACAACGAGGUUCAACUUUCAAUAGUAAGCACACUCGGAAAACGAGGCCGGUCCUCAGAUCCCCAAGGUCCCCCUGGAAAGAUCCAGCAAAUGGACACAGGCUCUGACAUGGACACCAACGAAUACUCCAUCUCCGACGUGGAACACACACAGCCCGUGCGGGACGAGGUAUAUUACAUGGAAGACGGGAGUUGUAUCUUCCUAGUCCAAAAUACCUUGUUUAACGUCCACCGCUCAAUCUUGAGCAAAGACUCUUCCUCAUUCAGCGCAAUGUUCUCCCUACCCCAAGGUCCCCCUUCCUCCUCCCCCUCAGAAGGCAGCUCAGACAACAACCCCAUAAUCCUACACGGCGACACCCCCUCCGAAUUCCGCCACUUCCUCUGGGCAUUAUACGCACUCCCCCCCGAACUCCGCAUCGUCACGACCCCAAGCGCAGAUCUAAGCCAACUCAUCGACAUAGCGCGCGUAAGCAACAAAUACGCGUUCAAAACACUCGAAACGUGGGCACUCGAUGCGAUUCAGGUGUAUGUGAACCGAAAACCGUGUCCGAUUUUGUCGGCUAUACCGCCGCCUGCAUCGUACACUUUUCCGGCGCAAAACGCCAGUGCUAGCGCUGUAGAAGGCACAGCAGCGAACACAGACCAACUUACGCGAUUGAUAAGGCUUGCGCAAUUGUGUGGACACCAAGCGUUAUUAGACACAAUGAUCGAUUUGUUGACGCAGCUGAUGACGUCGUCGUUGCAAUAUGCCUACCUAGCCAUGACGCUAGCCGACGAACUGGAUAUACGAGCCCUCAAAGGCGCAGCGUACCUCGAGAUAAUGCAAAAGGCUACGGUAGUCACGGCUGUUGGCGUUGAUCUGACCAAACCCACGCCAGGAUUCGGAGGGUUGGGAGCGUCCAACACAUCCACUUUUUCCUCAACAACCCCAGUCAGAAAGGAACCCCGUCUCCUCAUAACCCCCUCUCAACAACUCCGUCUUUUAUCAGGGUACUACCGCCUAACCCGAAUCUGGGAAUCCCUACGCACCACACCCCCACCGUUCGAACAUGCCCCUUCCUGCGGCGCAACAUGGCAUCAACAUGGGUGUAACCAAUCAUGGGUCGAGUUCUGGAAGGAUAAAACUAGGGGAGACGUUGUACUAGGGAAGGGGUUGGCGGAUGUGUUGGGGAGGUUGAAGGUUAUACAGAAGGAUUAUGAUCGGCUUGGGAGCUCGACGGCUACGUAUAUGCAUCAUGAUUGUAGGAUUGCGGCGAGGAGGAGUAUUGCGGAGUGUAUUAGGAAGAUUGAGGAGGCUUUGCCGGAUUUGUUUGGGGAGGGUCAUGGUGGGGAUGGGGAUGGGUGUUAG
This is a messenger RNA of Laccaria bicolor S238N-H82, 1368 nucleotides long. RefSeq lists its product as uncharacterized. NCBI's taxonomy places the organism in Eukaryota, Fungi, Basidiomycota, Agaricomycetes, Agaricales, Hydnangiaceae. The record is from RefSeq and is a predicted model, not a curated record. The coding region runs from base 1 to 1368 and encodes 455 amino acids. Gene Ontology annotation, molecular function: protein binding. The transcript is spliced from 4 exons.